GUUAGGGUUUAAAAGCUUUUUUGGAUCCAUAGGGUUUUCAGUCCGAGAAGGGAGAUGGAGGCACUGGACAUGCCGCUCGAUUCUCUGGUGAAGAAGAGCAAGAUUUCGUCGCGCGGCGGUGGCAGCAGCAGGCUUCGCCGCGGCAGGGGCAGAGGCGGCAAGAUCGCUCAGGGUAGAGGCGGAGGCAGCAGCACAGCAGGGACAUUUCUGGGUCCAAGAUCUUCGGGGCUCUUCCGCAAGGGCUCGCGAUACCGCGCCGGCGCGUUCGGCAUCACCAAGUUAAACCGUGGUGGAGUUCCUCCUCUCUGGCAGCAGUUAGACGAAGGUGCCCGGCUUUACGUUUCUAACUUAGACAGCGGGGUCUCGAACGACGACAUCAAGGAGCUCUUCUCUGAGAUUGGCGAGCUCAAGCAAUGCUCCAUCCACUACGACAAAGUUGGACGCUCAAAGGGUACAGCCGAGGUCUACUUUGCGAGAAAGGAGCGAGCCCUGGUGGCGAUGAAGCAGUAUAACAACGUGCAGCUGGACGGGAAGCCGAUGGUGAUUGACAUGAUCGGCGGUGGCGCUCAGCUCACAAAUGGCUACGUUGCUCCAGCACCUCGACCGCAGAGGGCGUUCCCAAGAUUGUCCAGUGCGAUGGGAGUGGCGGGUGCCCGAGCUGGUAACGCCGGCGCUGUCCGAAGAGCGACAGGCCGGGGUGGAAGAGGCCGAGGUCGCGGCCGGGGCCGAGGCCGCGGCGGUGCUAGUGCCUCUGGCCGGGGGCCGCAAAAGUCUGUGGACGAGCUCAACGCGGAGCUGGAGAAGUAUCACUCGCAAGCCAUGGAUAUGUCGUAGUAUCAGCGAAGAUCACAGGGAAGCUACGUUAAAAGUCAUCCAUCUCUGAAGAGGUGGAAGCGAGGAAAAAGAAGAAAAAAAUGAGAGGGGGUGCUGAUUAUGGGUGAUGAUGUAUAGGUUUGUAGCAGCCUCGUGUACAAGAAAGGUUUUGCAAAAGCCUCAGAUGUCCAUCAAAACUUAUCUAUGAUUUAAGUUCAAUUUGUUGGUAAAGAA
Selaginella moellendorffii is the source of this 1047-nucleotide messenger RNA. Its product is annotated as THO complex subunit 4D. Gene Ontology annotation, molecular function: mRNA binding. Lineage: Eukaryota; Viridiplantae; Streptophyta; Lycopodiopsida; Selaginellales; Selaginellaceae. The transcript has 5 exons. Gene Ontology annotation, biological process: mRNA export from nucleus. The record is from RefSeq and is a predicted model, not a curated record. Gene Ontology annotation, cellular component: nucleus. The coding region runs from base 55 to 834 and encodes 259 amino acids.